This is a messenger RNA of Rhinichthys klamathensis goyatoka, 3426 nucleotides long. It is a transcript of the gene tpcn1, whose product is annotated as two pore segment channel 1. Gene Ontology annotation, biological process: monoatomic ion transport; transmembrane transport. Gene Ontology annotation, molecular function: voltage-gated channel activity; monoatomic ion channel activity. Gene Ontology annotation, cellular component: lysosomal membrane; endosome membrane. The record is from RefSeq and is a predicted model, not a curated record. The transcript has 26 exons. Lineage: Eukaryota; Metazoa; Chordata; Actinopteri; Cypriniformes; Leuciscidae. Bases 320 to 2752 code for a protein of 810 amino acids.
GUCUUUCUUAACAAACGUUACAAUCAAAUGAAUGUAUGAAGGUGCAGAGAGAGAUAUUUAGAGUUUUAAAGUAGCGUUUGGCCUGAUUUGACUUGAGUUUUCCUGGAAACUGUGUCGUGUUUGGAGGAAUCGUGAGCAUAACCACAGGAUUCUGUUCUGCUUUCGGACCGUUGGCCACAGCAGCUGGCACAAUGAAACUCACAUGUUCGAGUCCAUUGUUUAUAAUUAACCCUUACAGCGCUAAAACUGCUUGACCAGUCACAGACCAGUCUGCUCUCUGUCUGACUACUGGGACGUGGGGCCGAUCACAGCGGCUGCUAUGGAAAUCAGUAGUACGGUUGACAACAUGACUGGACUAACACAUGAUAGGCCAGUCCAAACAUCCUCGUUCUGCCAGCAGUUUCCGUCAGUCGAUGCGGCAGGAAAUUAUGAUGUUGUGAAUAAUGUUGUCAUACCGACCCCAGGAGCACCAGACCCAAGAGCCCAGAAUUCUUUGCGGCAGAGUUGGGAAAUGAACUACCAGGAAGCGGCAAUAUAUCUGCAGGAGGGAGAGAAUAAUGACAAGUUUUUCACUCAUCCGCGAAGUGCCCACGCGCUCAGCGCCUACCUGUUUGCUCACAAUCACCUUUUCUAUGUGAUGGAGCUGCUGACUGCGCUGUUACUCAUGCUACUGUCCCUCUCAGAGGCCCCUGCCGUCCCCUUCCUGCGCUUGGACGUCUAUAUUCAUGCGACACUGGAGUUAUUGGCAUUGGCGUUGGUGGCAUUUGAGUUGGGUAUGAAGCUCCGAUGGCUUGGCUUUUACACCUUUAUACAGCAUAAAAGGACCAUGGUGAAGACGUGUGUCCUGUUUCUUCAAUUCAUCGAGGCGAUUGUGGUCUUAAUCCGGCAGACAUCUCACCUGCGUGUGACGAGAGCCCUGCGACCGAUCUUUUUGGUGGACUGCCGUUACUGUGGAGCCGUUCGCAGAAACCUGAGGCAGAUAUUUCAGUCUCUUCCUCCCUUCAUUGAUAUUCUUCUGCUGUUGCUUUUCUUCAUGGUCAUCUUUGCCAUCCUGGGAUUUUGCUUGUUCUCAGGCAACUCAGCUGACCCGUAUUUUAGCACACUUGAGAACAGCAUUGUGAGUCUGUUCGUCCUUCUGACCACUGCAAAUUUUCCAGAUGUGAUGAUGCCAGCAUAUUCAAAGAAUCGUUGGUCAUGCAUUUUCUUCAUUGUGUAUCUGUCCAUCGAGCUCUACUUCAUCAUGAAUCUGCUCCUGGCAGUAGUUUUUGACACCUUUAAUGGAGUCGAGAAGAUGAAAUUCAAAUCUCUGCUUUUACACAAGCGAUCUGCCAUCGAGCACGCCUUCCAGCUGCUGCUUAGUCGGCAGAGGCCAGAUGGAGUGUCUUUGAAGCAGUUUGAUGGACUGAUGCGAUUCUAUCGUCCACGAAUGACUGCACGGGAUCGUUUUCUCACCUUCAAAGCCCUUAACUAUUCAGACGCAACCAUGCUGAGUCUCCAGGACUUUUAUAAGUUUUAUGAAGUGAUUGGGCUAAAAUGGAAGGCUCGACGGAGUGGGGAGUACUGGUUUGAUGAUCUUCCUCGCACAGCAUUCCUCAUUUUCAAAGGAAUGAAUUUACUUGUGAAAUCCAAAGCUUUUCAAUAUGCAAUGUAUCUGGUAGUAGCAAUUAAUGGCAUCUGGAUCCUAGUGGAGACAAACAUGGUAAAUGAUGGUGUCUCAUGGACUCACGUUGUCCCCUUGAGUUACAUUAUUUUCCUCACAAUUUAUGGAAUUGAGGUCUUGUUGAAGAUCACAGGCCUUGGUCCAAUGACAUAUUUCAGCUCAGGAUGGAACCUCUUUGAUUUCUCAGUAACAGUAUUUGCCUUUCUGGGAUUGAUUGCUCUGGCCUUUGACAUGGAGCCGUUCUACUUCAUUGUGGUGUUGAGACCUCUUCAGCUCCUCCGGUUGUUUAAAAUUAAACAGCGCUAUCGGAAUGUUCUGGACACAAUGUUUGAACUGUUCCCGCGUAUGGCCAGUCUAGGUCUGACUCUGAUUAUCUUCUAUUAUUCUUUUGCCAUCGUUGGAAUGGAGUUUUUUGCUGGGGUUGUUUAUCCGAACUGCUGCAAGAAUAGCACAGUUGCUGACUCGUAUCGCCAGAUAAAUGUGACCAUUGGCAACCGAACCGUGCUGGAAGAGGGAUAUUACUAUCUCAAUAACUUCAAUAACAUCCUAAGCAGCUUUGUCACUCUUUUUGAGCUAACAGUGGUGAACAACUGGUACAUCACAAUGGAAGGUUUGACAUCAGAAACUUCUCACUGGACUCGCCUUUAUUUCAUGACCUUUUACAUUGUCACCAUGGUAGUCAUGACGAUAAUCGUGGCCUUCAUACUGGAUGCAUUUGUCUUCAGGAUGAACUACAGUCGGAAGAACAGAGAGCCGCUGGACGACCCAAAAGAUGAAAAGGGGAUUGUAUUUGAGACAGAGGUGUCUCAGACUGAAGCUCUACAGACUCUGGACUUGUAUAAACACACACUGGGCGUCACCAACUUAAGCUCACUGCAGGACAUGUGUGUGGCUCUGGAGCGUAGCGGGCACUCCUCAUUAGUAUUUCAGGGUCGAAGGUCACGUACCAAGAGUGACCUCAGCAUGAAGAUGUACGAGGAGGAGAUUCAGGAAUGGUACGAGGAAUAUUCCAGAACAAACCUUCAGCCUGAUGAGACAUUCCACAGAGAACUGGACAGCCCUGAAGCCAAUGCCUCAAACAGCAUUAACUAGCACACCCUCUGAACACUGCAUCAGCGUUACCUAACACACUCACUCAUACCUCUGAGGGAUCGUAAGACCGUCUUCCUCCCAUCGAUGGAAAGCACAGGUGUUCCCCAUGACCACUACAUUCUCCCUCCUUCCACAUGGAGACCCACAGAACUCCUUUACUGAAAGCCUUAUUCCCCAAAAAACCUUAAGGUUCCAUGGCCAAUCAGGGAAGCUUGCAGGCCAAUCAUGUGACAUGCACUAGGUCCAGGAACCUUCUUUUUUUCUUCCAUAAAAAUGCACCUCAUGACAUUUGCCUUUUGGUGGGUGGAUCCUGAAUGAUUCAGACUCUCUCAUGGAUUUGACAAAUGGAGCACAGUGAUUGAAUGUUUCUGUGGGAGAUGAAUCAGAACUGAAUGUGAGGAUUUUAGCACUAAGUGUCUUUCUUCACAGUCUGAGGUAUUGCUUAACCAACAGAUAAAAGAUUAUAGUAAUAAACUAAUGGUGUUUUUAAACUAAAGCUGCUUUUUGCUGGAACCUUUGGACCUAUAGAGAGGCUUAUUUUGUUAUUAUUUAUAAAUAUAUACAAGCAGAUUAAACGUAUGUCAGAUGCAGUUAAAGGGAUAGUUCUCCCAAAAUUGAAAAUUCUGUCAUUAAUUACUCACCCGUGUCGUUCCAAAACCCGUAAGACCUUCGUU